GAAUGGUUUUUAUUCCAUUUCGUGGUUUUAAGGGCUUAUGGCCUUGCCGAGAUUUUUCGUGCGGCAUUUCACUCUGGGCGGACGUGGGCGUUUCGCGUUGCCACUGAACACUCGACCCAUUGCUGAGGAUUUUCAAAAGGGUCGCUCUACAUGGCCUUGGGGGAGCUACAGCGUUGUUGGAGAUCGCGUUCCAGUGGCUCCGAUUGGUUUAAGCUGCGAUCGGAUCCUACAUUGCGUAUCGGAGAGCGACGAGGUAUCAGUGGUCAGUGUCACAGCGACCAGUGUUGUCCGAGAAGCCCAGCGUCGCUUUUCCACUUCCCGAGCGGCAACUGUGAUUCUCGGACAAACUUUGAUGGCAACACUUCUUCUCCACGCCAUUGAAGCCGCUGCCGAGAAUAUAAAGAUCACGAUUGCUGGAAGCGGUGGACCACUUGGAGGAAUCACAGCAAUCGGCUCAAACACCGGGCUUGUCAAAGGCUAUGUGGAUUUCCCAAGGAGUGAUUUUCCAUGCCUUCCAAAUGGCUUGCUUGAUGCGCGUGGAACUCUUGGCGAGCGUGGCAACUUAACAGUCACGCUCCACAAUUCUUCGUGGAAGAGACUUAAAGUGAGGCCUGUGCAACUCUCUCGAGGAAAUAUAUCAAAAGGAGUCGAGACUUAUCUUGCAGAAGCUCGGAAGCUUCAUUCCUUUGCUUCGUUUGGUGUUUUCCUUGACAAGCAAGGAACCAUCACUUGUGCUCGAGGCUACGUUUACCAGGCUCUGCCCAGUGUUUCCAAAAUGACGCUCGACCGGAUGGCGAAAAACACGCGAGAUCUUCCUAAGUGGAACAUAAACGCUGACGAGAUUUGCGAGCUCCUGUUCCAAGGAAUUGGCCGUGGCGAGACCAUCCGCACGAUAAAUCCUAGAUUCGGUCCUUGCGGCCUAGAGAUGAAACAGCGCAUACUGGAGAACGAGAUCUCUAGCAAGGGAUUCUGGCAGAUUCGACAGGCACUCAAGUCAAAAGGCUACAUUGAGGCAUUUUGUGACGCUUGCGGUGAAGAAUACCGAUUUACAGAGGAUGAAUUGGGAGAGCUGAUUGGUAAAAGCAUCAGCGACAGUGAAGAAGAAGAGUGAAUCAUACAAAGUUCAGCUUGUCAAUACGUUUUCUUCCAGAUCUUUCUGUAAAGAAUAUGCUUUGGGAAAGAGCAUCAAAGUCAUAAUCGAGUGGGAAAAAACCAGCGCUGAAAGCACCCAGGGCCUAACACUCCAGCGACGGAAUACGAAUAAAAUUUUCCUUUUAUAAA
This is a messenger RNA of Selaginella moellendorffii, 1281 nucleotides long. RefSeq names its product 33 kDa chaperonin. Gene Ontology annotation, biological process: protein refolding. The record is from RefSeq and is a predicted model, not a curated record. The coding region runs from base 38 to 1111 and encodes 357 amino acids. The transcript is spliced from 11 exons. Lineage: Eukaryota; Viridiplantae; Streptophyta; Lycopodiopsida; Selaginellales; Selaginellaceae. Gene Ontology annotation, cellular component: cytoplasm. Gene Ontology annotation, molecular function: protein folding chaperone.